This is a messenger RNA of Emericellopsis cladophorae, 1260 nucleotides long. RefSeq lists its product as uncharacterized. Gene Ontology annotation, molecular function: glycosyltransferase activity. NCBI's taxonomy places the organism in Eukaryota, Fungi, Ascomycota, Sordariomycetes, Hypocreales, Bionectriaceae. Bases 1 to 1260 code for a protein of 419 amino acids. The record is from RefSeq and is a predicted model, not a curated record. The transcript has a single exon.
AUGAUGUCCGUGGACGUAUCAACGGCUUGGGACAAGACUACCAGAAGUAUCUCACUUUUCAGGCUGAGAAGCGUGGUGCAGCCGGCAUUUGAGUUCGUUCCGGAGGACCCAAUCUUUGAUCGGCCAGAAGAGAUUGCCGAGGGCUCAGCACCACAAGAGAAUGUAGAGCCAGCGUUGGAGACGCCUGGAUCUCCGGUCCCAGCGGAGACAACAAUUUCAACGCCGGAUGCCCCCCAGGAAGCGUCACCAGACCCGGACAAUCCAGGGAGCGAGGGGACAGAAUCAGACGCGGCACCUCAACCGCCAUUGAAGCCGGAAGAGUCUCCAACUCCUCGGCCAGACACCAAGGCGUCGUUUGCUGUCCUCGAGGACUUUGACUGGUCGCGGUUCGCGUACGCUCACUAUGUCACGAAUCCAGCGUACCUCUGCAACUCCCUCCUCAUCUUCGAGUCUUUGGCUCGCCUGGAGUCCAAACCAGCACGCCUCAUGCUGUACCCGACCCAUAUGCUUCUUUCUCCCUCUGCUCCCUCAGCAGAGGACAUGGACGGCAAGCUCCUCAUCAAGCCGAGGGAAGAGUAUAAAGUGACGCUGAAACCCAUCAUGAUCCAGCACAGAGAUAGCGAAGACGAGACGUGGGCCGACUCGUUCACGAAACUGCUUGCCUUCAACCAGACGCAGUACGACAGGGUUCUGACACUGGACUCGGAUCGCACUAUCCUGCAGCCGCCAGAUGACCUCUUCUUUAUGCCACAUGGACCUCUGGCUCUGCCGCGGGCGUACUGGUUGUUGUCUGCGGAUCCGCCAGAGCGCACACUCGCUUCCCACGUGAUGCUCACUGAGCCCUCGACGUACGAGUUUGACAGGAUCCACGAACAAAUACACCUCGCGGGAGAGAGGGAAUAUGACAUGGAGAUCAUGAACAAGCUCUACGAGAACUCGGCCAUGGUCCUUCCACACAGAAACUAUGCUAUGCUCACAGCUGAAUUUCGCAGCGAGAACCAUCAGGAUUACCUGGGCAGCGAUGAAGCAUGUGAUCCAAUCGCGGUUCUGGACGCGGCGAAGUAUAUUCAUUUUUCGGACUGGCCGGUGCCCAAACCAUGGGUGCGAGUGGAUGGUGAGAUUCAGGCAUUGCGGGAUGUGUACCAGCCAACGUGCGUGGAAGUGGACAGGCGCGAGAUCGGGAAGAAGUUGUACGAUGACUUUGCUAAGCGAAAAGAGGUCUGCCGCACUUUCGAAGAAUGGUUGACAAUUUCAUGCUAA